Molecule: messenger RNA, 3098 nt
Organism: Mugil cephalus (flathead mullet)
Lineage: Eukaryota; Metazoa; Chordata; Actinopteri; Mugiliformes; Mugilidae
Gene: stau1
Product: staufen double-stranded RNA binding protein 1
Exons: 15
Coding region: 265-2355 (696 amino acids)
Source: RefSeq, a predicted model, not a curated record
AUGGUCUCAUUCUCUUUAGUGUUUGCCCUGUCUUCCCAAUGCCCUCCUCUCCACUGCCCGACUUUUCUUAUAAAAAUAACAUACAUUAACGUUUGAAAGUGGCCGUGGGCAAAAUCAAACGAUACUGUAUCAACGUACCAUAUGGAGUAGAAAAAAAAAUACUGAGCAAAAGGAGCGACGAGACAGAGCUUACAUACUCCCUUCCACUCUGUAAAUUUCUUACUGUGACUUCAGCCUACAAUCUACCAAGCUACAGCAACAAGGAUGUCUCAGCUCCAGUUUCAGUGUCCAGCUAGUCCCAUGCCUGCUGCUUCUGCCCCGCUGCAGUUGGGGCAGCCACAGCCCGGCUACAGCAUCCCCUGUCCCUCAGGCACUCAUCCGUCGGAGAGCGCCAGCCAGCCCAUCAGGAGCUCCGCUCUCCCUGCAGGCUCAGCCACUCCCUACAGUACCACCACAGUAUCUAACAUGGCAAACCCUAAAGAGAAGACCCCCAUGUGUUUGGUGAAUGAGUUAGCCCGUUUCAACAAGAUCCAACCCGAGUAUAAGCUGCUUUGUGAGCAAGGACCAGCUCAUUCAAAGAUUUUCUCCGUGAGACUCACACUGGGAGAUCAGCACUGGGAGGCAGAAGGGACCAGUAUUAAGAAAGCCCAGCAUUCAGCUGCUGCAUCUGCUCUCGCUGAGACUACACUUCCCAAACCGACCUUGAGGACUCCCCGCAACACAGGCAAGCCCCCAGUAGAUGGCAUUACACAUACUAUGGAGUUGAAUGCACUAUGUAUGAAGCUUGGGAAAAAGCCGAUGUAUAAACCCAUUGAUUCAUACCCGGGCAUGAGACCACCACCAAACUUCAACUACAAUGUCCGGACUCCAGGGCCGUACCAGCGCUCUAUGCAACAGUAUUACUACCCAUUUCCACCUGUGGGACCAAUGUUAUACCACAUGGAGCUUAACAUAGGAGGCCAGCAGUUUUUUGGGAAGGGACGCACGCGGCAAUUGGCCAAACACGACGCUGCUGCCAAGGCCAUGAAAGUGAUGCAGAAGGAGCCAAUACUGCAACAGUUGCCAGCGAUGAACGGAGAGCCCGAGGAGGAAAACCUAAACAAAUCAGAAAUCAGUCAAGUGUUUGAAAUUGCACUUAAACGCAACUUGCCUGUCAACUUUGAGGUUUUAAAGGAAGAGGGCCCGCCCCAUAUGAAGAGUUUUGUAGUGCGCGUUACGGUCGGGGAGUUCACAGGAGAGGGCGAGGGUAAAAGUAAAAAGAUUGCAAAGAAGCUGGCAGCAGCAGCGGUGCUAGGGGAAUUGAAGAGGCUACCCCAUAUACCUAGUGUGGAAAAGACGCUGCCACGCAUCAAAAAGAAAACCAAAUCCAUCAUCAAGCUGCAGACCAGCCCAGAAUAUGGCCAGGGAAUGAAUCCCAUUAGCCGCCUGGCUCAGAUCCAGCAGGCUAAGAAGGAGAAAGAGCCUGAGUACAGCAUGGUGACAGAGCGAGGGCUACCACGGCGCAGGGAGUUCGUCAUGCAGGUGACGGUGUGUGGCCAGUCUGCAGAGGGAAUGGGGCCUAGCAAGAAGGUGGCCAAGAGGAACGCAGCAGAGAAAAUGCUGGAACUCUUGGGAUACAAAGUGCCUCAGCCUCAGCCCCCGAAACCGGCCCUCAAAACUGAUGAGAAGACCCCAGUGAAGAAACCUGGUGAUGGGCGCAAAGUGACCUUCUUUGAACCUGGCUCAGUAGAGGAGGUGUCACUGGGCUCCAAGGAUGAGGAAUUCCGCCUACCUUACCCAAGCCUCCAGCAGCUUCCUGCAGGUAUCCUGCCCAUGGUCCCUGAGGUGGCUCAAGCAGUCGGAGCCCUCCAGGGAUCCCAGGCCAAGGACUACAGUCGAGCCAUUCCCAACCCAGGCAAGGCCACAAUCUCUGCCAUAAUUGCCAAUGAGCUGCUCUACGCGGGAACAUCUAUGACUGCUGAGACUAUCCUGAAAAACAAAAACAACCUGAACCAACUGCCCCACGGACCCCUGACAAGACCCUCAGAACAGCUCAGCUAUCUUGCCUCUGUGCAGGGCCUACAGGUAGAAUACAAGGAUUUUCCCAAAAACAAUAAGAAUGAGUUUGUGUCACUGAUAAACUGCUCCUCCCAGCCACCACUCAUCAGUCAUGGGAUCGGUAAAGAUGUAGAAUCCUGUCAUGAUAUGGCUGCACUGAAUAUAUUGAAGCUGCUCUCCGAGUUUGACCAGCAGUCAAACGAAAGGACAGGAAAUGGGCCAGUCUCUGGGUGCGGCAAACAGGAAAUGGAAGGUGACUUGCACCUCAAACAGGCUAACUCAAGCACAUUGGCACAGACCUUGGAUGGCACUGUUUAGAAUAUCAAGUUUGGUUGUCUGUAAAAGCACUAGAGAAAACUCAGACACUGUGUUCUUAGUUAGAUUUACAGGACUACAGGACGCGUCCAGCGCUGUAGGCUCUAACCCACCACUGUUCAUAAUUGUUCAUUGUUACAAAAUGUCCACAGUUAAACAAGAUUGGUUGGAAACAUAGCUCCUACUCUUUGAUGUUGUUUAAUUGUACACAUUAUUUAUUUUUCUGUUGCUCUUUAGAAAAAGUAGCUGCAUCCCAGUCAACGAGUGAAGGGGGUUUACUCGGUUAAAAAAAAAAAAAAAAAAAUUGAAGUAACUAACUGUGAAGGUUUUUUUUUUGUUUUGAGUAGAACUCGUUUCCUCUUUGCGAGACCCGUUAAUUCUUGUUUUUAAGUGUUUUAUGUUUUAUCCCCCGCUGAGGUAGUUCAUUACAGAACGGUCUUGUUAAGGUUCAGACCUCAUCGUUGUCUAGGCUGCAGCUGGUGAACCUCUGUUGAUUUUCCUAGAGUGCUUUAUAUCAACAACCACAAGUGAAGUGUUAUUAACAUUACCAUGUAGGGCUGGGAGGAAUUUGUGGUUCAAUGUAGCGUGUGACGUACCGUGAUGUUGCCCCUGCUGUGUGUGACAGAGGAUGUGUCCCCGUUGCAUCGGUUUCACUGACUCCCUUCCUUUCCUCCCUUAUGUCAACCUCCCUUCUUUCUCCGCUCCCCAUGGUAAUUAAACUGAUGUGCUUACAUGCACAAAACGAA